GAAGUAGCGUUGCAUGUCAUCCGCAGCCGGUUUUACCACACGCGCUUAUUUCUGCAUGACGACAUCACCGUAUUACCUGAUAUUAAGCAGGAACUGCGUUUUGUGGUUUCUCGAUCUAAAUGGCAGCUGCGUUAAUAUUUGGAGGAACCACGCUGCACAUAAUAACAGUUAACUUUUCAUGACCACUAAAUUGACAAAUGCUAUUACAUUACACAGCGCGUGUGUAAAGUUAUCUUUAUCGGUGACAUUUACAACAAAUUAAUUUAACGGAUUCCUUUUGGGUCUUGGUUCUGUUUUGGUGUUUUAUUGAGGUAGGCGUGGCAUGACGACAGCCGCCUGUACUGACAGGAGGAAGUCUCCCCCCCCAAAUUUGGUCAUUUUGGUCCUGUCUUCCUGCGCUCACGCGGCCGUUCGUAAUGACGGCGCUGUUGGGGCGCGCGCGCGGGCGCUUCACUGCGCUUCGUCGGUUUCCGCCGAGCGCGAAGUGGCCGAACAUCACAGAGCUGCCGCUGAGGUUCUCCAGCGCUGAAGCCGCGCCGAGCUGCCGGAGAAUGGACUAUCAGGAUGCCAUAUGCACCCUGAACACGCUACAAACCAACGCCAGUGCCCUGGAGCAGGUGCGCCGAGAGCGAGCUCACCCUCAAAUCCAGCUGCAGGCCAUGAGGAGCUUCCUGCAGCGUUCAGGACUUACGGUGGAGGAACUCGAUCAUCUCAACAUCAUACAUGUAACUGGGACAAAGGGAAAGGGUUCAACAUGUGCCUUCACACAGAAGAUUCUGAGGAGCUACGGCUUCCGCACUGGGUUUUACAGCUCUCCACACUUAGUGCAGGUCAGAGAGAGGAUCCGUGUGAAUGGCUGCCCCAUUGGAAAAGACCUUUUCACCAAAUACUUUUGGCAGGUUUACAGCCGGCUGGACGAAACUAAGGAUGCGCAUGGAGGCAGUAUGCCAGCGUAUUUCCGCUUCCUGACUAUCCUUGCCUUCCACGUGUUCCUGCAGGAGAAGGUGGACGUAGCAAUCAUCGAGGUGGGAAUAGGUGGUGCGUAUGACUGCACCAACAUAAUCAGGAGGCCGUGGGUGUGUGGCAUUUCCUCGCUAGGCAUUGACCACACCAGCAUUCUUGGGGAUACAAUCGAGAAGAUUGCCUGGCAAAAGGGAGGAAUAUUUAAGCCCGGGGUUCCAGCAUUCAUUGUGAAGCAGCCAGAGGGACCAACGACAGUUCUUCAGGAAAGAGCAGAAGAGAUUGGGUGCCCAUUGUUUUUGUGCCCUGAGUUGGCUCAGUACCAGCGCUCCGAGGAGGUGAAAUUGGGUUUGGCCGGGAAGCACCAGUGCUCCAACGCCUCACUUGCUUUACAGCUCACACACAGCUGGCUCCAGAGGCGCUGCAGCACAGGUCCAGCUGUUACUUCUGCAUCUGGUUUUACUGGCCUUCAUACAGCUCCAGUUUUUGAGCCGAGUGCUCACAUGCUGAAAGGUUUGGCUGAGACUGAAUGGCUGGGCCGGACUCAGACCCUGGUGCGUGGCAGUGUCACAUACUUCCUGGAUGGCGCUCACACUACCCGCAGCAUGCAGGCGUGUGUGAACUGGUUCAGCGAGGUGGCUGUAAAACAUGAGAAAAAUGCUGUGGGUUCAGUGGUGCGAGUGCUGCUGUUUAAUGCUACUGGAGAGCGGGAUUGCGGUGCUUUGCUCAAGCUGCUCGUGCCAUGUCAUUUUGAUUUUGCAGUUUUCUGUCCUAACAUCACUGAGGCCAUUGCUGACUGCAACGCAGACCAACAGAACUUCAAUGUGUCUGUAGAGCACAUGCUCACGCGCUGCCUGGACAAUCAGCAGAGCUGGCGUGUACUCGCUGGUAUCGAGGAAGAGGGGCCAGAGUCAGAGCUUCUAAUUGGGGGUGGUGUCCAUCUGCCUCUGAGAGUGGAGAAACGUGGUGCCUCAUUGGUUUUCCCCUGCAUCUUGAGUGCUCUUCAGUGGAUCACACAGGGACGUGACCCAGUUGUAUCUGAUUCCACCAAACACGUCAUGCCUGUCAAAGCUAGUGUCAGUGCUAAAGCAGUGCCAUUAAGAGAGGCUGCUAAUGUGCAUGUGCUAAUCACAGGCAGCUUGCACUUGGUAGGAGGAGCCCUAAAACACCUGGUACCUGACUUGUCAUCCUAACACAAUAUUUUGUUUGUCAGGGAGAGUGUGUGUGGGAUAUGGAGGUCCCCAAUUUGUUUUUGCUCGCUCACUGUAAUAUGAAAAUUGGUGCAGCUAAAUUAAGCUUUAUUUAAGAUUUAAAAACUUACUGGAUAUACCUGCUAAAUACUUAGCAGGAGACUAAAGCACUUAGUAUUUCACCUGUGCCUUCCUUCUGUAGGGAAUGUUCACAGAGCCUAUUUAAACACAGUUUAACCCAAGUCUUAGUCCCCUAUCAAUUGUCUUAAUAUCAGAGUCUUGGAUAUUUCCGGACUGAGAUUAAUCUGUCCAGGAUACCCAAAUACUAGGAUCUUCAUAUAUAGUCUGGAUUCACACUGAAUUUCACUAUAGGCCUGCAGCUAAAACUGCACACUUCAUGCUAUCAAAUGUGCAGUGUCCCUUGAUUAAGCAUUUUCAUAUACUGCUCUGUUCCCAGUUAGCAUUUUUUAUGUGCUACAAAUCAUACUAUUCAGUUUUGAUAUACUGUAUGGUUUGUGAUUUGAUGCAUAUGAUUGAUGUCUGGAAAACCAGCCUAAUCCAAAGCUAACUUCUCAUUGGUGUGUAUGCCCUGUAUUGGUAUUGAUUAAUUUAGAAUUCUAGAAAUGGGCCGCAUCCAAAAUUAUAUAACACUCUGUUAAUGUACUAUGUUGCUAUUUCAUGAGUACAUACAGUGCCCUCCAAAAUAAGAAUGAGUAAACAUUUACAUAUAAUGUAAACAUUAAACACACUAAUAUUUGGAA
Molecule: messenger RNA, 2911 nt
Organism: Pangasianodon hypophthalmus (striped catfish)
Lineage: Eukaryota; Metazoa; Chordata; Actinopteri; Siluriformes; Pangasiidae
Gene: fpgs
Product: folylpolyglutamate synthase
Exons: 15
Coding region: 417-2153 (578 amino acids)
Biological process (GO): tetrahydrofolylpolyglutamate biosynthetic process
Cellular component (GO): mitochondrion; cytosol; cytoplasm
Molecular function (GO): ATP binding; tetrahydrofolylpolyglutamate synthase activity
Source: RefSeq, a predicted model, not a curated record